AUGAAGAUGAGCCACCACGAGGGCUCGAAGCAAUUUGCAGCGUUGGCUCCCGGACCGCCGCGCAUGUUCGCUCCGCAGACGUCAACUGCUGUCACCUGCCUGGCAUGCAAAGCAGCUAAGAGGAAGUGUUCUGGACCAGAUGCUCCAUGCAAAGCUUGUCGAUCCGCCAACACUGAAUGCCACUUCGAUCCAAGUCGAGACCUCAGACGAAAGGUUGCCGUCAAGCGGACGAUCCAGGAGCUCACAAAUCAUAAAGAUCUACUAGAGUCUUUGUUAAGCACCCUGAGAUCUGCUGAUCAACCCCAAUUUGACAAAGUGAUGGAUUUGAUUCGGAACAAGGCUUCAUUCCAGGAUAUCGCUCAUGCCGUCGGAAGCCCCGCCACGACGUUCGGUGACCCCCAAGAAUUGUCAAAUGCCAGCAGAUUGGCAAUUUUGGAGUACGGGGAGCAUCCCAUAGAAGCCUCAGGCAAUGGAGUGAGGCGGUCGUCGGACCCUAGCACGAUAGCAAGCUCACCAGAAGAGAUUUCGAACAUGAAAGCCCCACAAUGGCCAGCAGUCAGCCCUUAUGCUCGUGUCACACUGGAGAGGCUCUGCGACAUACCUCUCUUUGAGGUGCCGGCAAAGCCGUGGACGAAAGUCACAGAUGAUGAUUACCUGGUCUCGCACUUGGUCUCGCUCUACUUUACCUGGGACCAUCCAUGCUCGCAAUUCCUUGAUCAACGUAUCUUCCUCGAACAUAUGAAACGCGGCGAUCAGACAUCCGAGUUCUGCACGCCGCUUCUCGUAAAUAGCCUAUUGUCAAUGGCCAGCGCCUACUCUGAUAGCCCUGAUGUACUUUCCACACCCGAGAACGUGUUUUCGCGGGGUCAGAACUUCUUCCGUGAGGCACAAAGAUUGUGGGAAGUCGAAGACGAUGAGCACGACCUGCCUAAUAUCCAAGCUCUCCUCGUGAUGUGUUGUGUAUUUAAAUGCCAAGGACGAGUCAGGAAAAGCUGGAUGAUGCUUAAUCAAGCUGUUCAGCUGGCACGGGAUAUAGGACUCUUUGAUACUCCAGCAGUGUUUAAAAACAAGGUGUCGCCAGAGAUAGAACGGGUGCGCUCGAUCACUGCCUGGGGUGUCUUCAAUAUGAGCUUACAAAUGUCGACUGAGCUGCAGAAAAUUGUCCCUUUGCCAUACCCCACAUCCGAUGUUAAACUAUGUGGCAGUGAGGACUUUGACUGGACCCCGUAUCCUCGCUCAAACAAAAUCACAUAUGACAAAAAGCCAGCCCGAUUCCCGGAAAUUAGGCAGGGAAUGGCUGGGAUCACCAGAAUCUUAGUCGAUGUUCAAAGGCUCAUUUCUGAAAGAAACCGAGGCACCAGCCUUGAUGAGUUGUGGAGAAAAGCCGAAGAACCAUUUGAUCGUUUGGAUGCCUGGCUGCAACACUGGCCGAGCGUGCCCGAGAUACAACAGAAUCCGGUCCCACAAGUUCUUCUCCUGCGAAUUAAAUGUCUCCAGGCCGUCAUAAAUCUGAUUGAGAUUUUGAAUCACCCCCAUCAGCCGCAUUCCGUGCUACAGGCCCAAUUUUAUCAGGUAAAGGCGGCUGAGGAAACUGCGCAAUGUCUUCGCAUCCAUCAUCAGUCGUAUGGCCUGGAGCAUAUACCCAGUCAGGUAGUUGAUGCCGUACAAACAGGUCUUCGGAUCUUGGUUCAUCGGUUGGAAGAGAGUGAUGAAUCAAAACAGGCAUUUACUGAACUCUGUCGGUUUGGAACGGCUCUUAGUCACAGGUUUAAGCAAACAGCCGAGGUGAUUCAUGAGAUCAGGAAAAAAGCGCUGCACCUAAAUCUCCGGUUACCACCUGAGGCUGUUGCAAUCUUCGAUAAUCCGGAACAGUGGAGGAGUCUUGGGCCCUGA
This is a messenger RNA of Penicillium coprophilum, 1893 nucleotides long. Its product is annotated as putative C6 transcription factor. The record is from RefSeq and is a predicted model, not a curated record. Bases 1 to 1893 code for a protein of 630 amino acids. The transcript has 7 exons. Lineage: Eukaryota; Fungi; Ascomycota; Eurotiomycetes; Eurotiales; Aspergillaceae. Gene Ontology annotation, biological process: regulation of DNA-templated transcription; DNA-templated transcription. Gene Ontology annotation, molecular function: zinc ion binding; DNA-binding transcription factor activity, RNA polymerase II-specific; DNA binding.